AUGACGCGCGAAUUCGGUCGUAUGCAGGACUUCUACCUGCAGCUACAUGACGUACCUCAGCCACUACACUACCCCUUCGACGUGCAUGGAUCGGUGGCGGGUGCGUCGGCGGGGUACGAGGUGACAGCGGGUGCGGUGGCGGGCGCGGCGUCUGAGGUGGGUUCGGUCGCGGCCCGCGAGACGGGCCUCUUGCCGCAAACUGCGCACACGAUGCCGCUCGAGCAGCGAAAGAGGAAGAGCCCGCUCUUUACCGAUGCUUAUGAGAUGUCAGGGUGUGACUUGCCCCGCUCCUCCUCAUCCACUGCGUCCUCGCAGUUGCUCCAGCCCGCCAGCGCCACGCGCAGAAGAAAACCAUCAUCUUAUUCCGUAACCUCCGGGCCUCUAACAUACGAAGACGAUGGUACUGACGAUUCUCGAUCGGUCCGAACCCUGCCGGAUAAGAGACAGAACCACAGUGAAAUAGAGAAGCGGCGCCGUGACAAAAUGAACACGUACAUAUCGGAGCUGAGCGCGAUGGUGCCGAUGUGUGGGGCGAUGGCUCGGAAGCUGGACAAGUUGACCGUGCUGCGAAUGGCAGUGCAGCAUCUGCGGUCGGUGCGCGGGGCCAUGUCAGCAGGACCGUUGACUGUUCGGCCGAGGCCCGCCUUUCUAUCCGAGCGUGAGUUGAACGCUCUAGUCCUUCGCGCCGCAGACGAUUGUUUCAUCAUGGUGGUGGGAUGCGACCGAGGGCGGCUGUUGUACCUAUCAGCCAGCGUCACCACUUUGCUUCAUUAUGAUCAGUCUGAGUUACUUGGACAGAGUCUUUUUGACAUCCUCCAUCCCAAAGACGUGUCCAAAGUGAAGGAACAGCUUUCCUCAUCAGACCUCAGCCCUCGAGAGAGACUCAUCGAUGCUAAGACGAUGCUUCCAGUGAAAGCGGACGUGGCUCACGGUGCCUCGAGGCUCUGCCCUGGCGCUCGACGAUCAUUCUCUUGCCGCAUCAAAUCUCGCAUAUCCCCCGACCGCAAGAUUCCCGAAGAUGAGCACAAGCCUCGCAAGAAGACUGGCGACAAGAAGUACUGUGUCGUGCAGUGUACCGGCUACUUGAAAUCUUGGGCCCCAGCCGAAAUGUGUGAGCCGGGCGGCUCAACAGAAUGCGUGGGCGAAGACGAAGCCUGCAACCUGUCAUGCCUCGUGGCGGUGGGCCGAGCUGUUCCGGAGUUGCUUUAUCCUCCUCAGCCGCCUUCAGCACCGUCGACUUCCACGGACCGAGCCCCGCAUCCGCCCCUGAGGCAGCUUCAGUUCAUUUCGAGGCACGCGCCCGACGGGAAGUUUUUGUUCGUCGAUCAGAGAGUGACACUGGCGCUGGGUUUCCUUCCUCAAGAACUAUUAGGCAGCAGCCUGUACGAGUACGUGAGUCCUGGCGAACUCGGCAUAGUGGCGCGAGCGCACAAGGCCGCGUUGCUGCGCCGAUCUUCUGCACGAUCGGCUGUCUACUCCUUCCGUCGAAAAGAUGGCCUCUACGCAAGCCUCAUCACCCAUUUCAAGCCUUUUCGCAAUCCAUGGACCAAAGACGUUGAGAAUCUGGUGGCCAACAACACUGUUCUGGCGAUUGAUGUCCAGCCGUCUGGAAAUGCCGGGUUUGAUGACCAGGUAUACAAAAACUCUGCGCAGGACAGCAUGCCUCCUCGAUUAGAAGGCGAGGAGGCGGAUGUGGAAAUGCAGCGUUUGAUCGACUCGCAACUGGAGUGCCACAAAGUAGGCUCUACUAUCGCGGAAGAGGCUUUGCGCAGACCAUCGAAUGACUUUUCACCUGAAUUGCCGGCUGAUUUGCUGCAGGAUGCCCUCUUCAAUCAGCAGCCGUCGCUGGUGGACAACAUUCUCUGCGGCGACGCGGGCGAGGCCAGCGAGACGGUUUGCGCAGCCGUCCGCAACAACGUCCCACUCAGCGUAGCGGGAGCUCGGGCUUCACCCCCGGUCGAGCUGUGCCCCACGCCGCCGCCGCUGUCACCGCCGACGGUCGACGGAAAUGGGGAAGCCGCCAUGGCGGUAAUUAUGAGCCUCUUGGAAGCGGAUGCCGGUCUCGGCGGACCGGUCAAUUUCUCUGGCCUACCUUGGCCACUGCCCUAA
Messenger RNA from Pieris macdunnoughi, 2109 nucleotides. Lineage: Eukaryota; Metazoa; Arthropoda; Insecta; Lepidoptera; Pieridae. The record is from the annotation of a GenBank genome assembly.